Molecule: messenger RNA, 1362 nt
Organism: Rotaria socialis
Lineage: Eukaryota; Metazoa; Rotifera; Eurotatoria; Philodinida; Philodinidae
Source: the annotation of a GenBank genome assembly
AUGACAACAAGCAACGAACCGAUCUCGUCGAGCAUUUAUCUUGUUGAUUAUUUUAUUUAUUGCCCAUUACUAUGUCAAAAAGAAGGGCAGGAGCAUCAAAAAAUUCUCUAUUAUUAUCCGUCUGAUGUUGAAUUCAACCGACAAACGCGCACAGUUGGUUAUUGUGAAGGCUUAGUGAAAUUUACUGAAACAUUUGCUUUCAAUGAUCCGUGUGAUUGUGUACAUUUUCAAAAGACUCGUCUUUUAUUUUAUCAAGUUGAAAAUGAUAUUUGCAUUGCAAUGACACUUCAUGUACCAAGCAUUGAAAGGAAAAAAGAUGAAAAAUUAAUUAUGGAAUACUAUGAUGAACAUAUUAAUGAUAGACUGAUGCUAUCGGUUUUAAAAAUAUCCUACAGAUAUUUUGUUUUAGAACAUGGAACGAUUGCUUCGUUAAUUCAAGUUAAUGGUGUCGAUCAAUGCAGAAUCAUUCUUAAAAAAUAUUUUGAUAAGUUUAUUGCAUAUCGAUUACACGCAAUGAUACUUGAUACAACAAUUGACUCUUCCUAUUUCGGUGUGCAAUUUUUGCAAGUUGAAAAAAAAGUCUACCUAAAAAUUCAAUCGCUGAUACGUCGAUUGGAAUUACGUUUUGCAGCAUUGAAAGAAACAUUAUUUCUUUAUAGAAAUCAACUUAUAUGGAGUGGUCUUGACCAAGAUGAUACUAGUCUACUCUAUUCAUUUUUUCGAGUUAAUUAUUGGCCACAAUUGAAAUCAUCAUUGAACACAUCUACUAUACGGUAUUUAACAGUUGAAUCAAGUGCAAGUCCAACUGAUGCAUUACUUGUAUCAACAAACUUGACUAGUCAAGAACUUUUUCUCGGUGAUUUAUCAUUACCAUAUCAAAUAGUUGCUAUAAAUUUCAAUUGGUUUACUAUUUUCUGUGUUUUUCAUAAUGAUGAAGAACUGUCUAAUAUGGAGCAAACACUAGAAAAAAUUGAAUUACUAAAGAAAGAUCUCGAUGAAAUCUUACCUUAUUUUGAAGAAUGUUCACGAAAAAAAUAUCCAGCAACAGAUCCUAGUGUAAAGAAUAUUUAUUUCAAUAAAAUGAAUAUGGCACAUUCAUCAACAAUGGAUUGGAAUCGAGAACCAACAAAUAAUAUUCUCAUCAGUAUUAUGAAUACACUUGCUGAAGAUUUGCAAUGGUUUCAUCCGUCCGGUGAUAUAAUGGUCAAACGUGAGAAUGAUCCUUGGAUAAUAGCUAAACGAUCGGAUAUGCGUGAAUUAUUAAUAAUGAUUAAUCAAAAAAAUGCUAAUCUGAAAGAAAUCAGUGAUAAAAUUAAACAAAUAUUUCCUACGCAAUUUAGUAAUAUUUUACUAUUAGAAUGA